Messenger RNA from Danaus plexippus (monarch butterfly), 622 nucleotides. Its product is annotated as allergen Tha p 1-like. The record is from RefSeq and is a predicted model, not a curated record. NCBI's taxonomy places the organism in Eukaryota, Metazoa, Arthropoda, Insecta, Lepidoptera, Nymphalidae. The transcript is spliced from 3 exons. Bases 160 to 552 code for a protein of 130 amino acids.
UAAGAGUUUUUUAUGCAACGUCAAUGAAAUGGUGAUUCAACGACUGGCAAAUUAAAUGUUUGAAGCUCCAAAGGAACAAGUAUAAAUAAGCAGCUCCAGUAAGUGUCGUAUCAUAAGUCACCUAACGUUGCAGCACCACAAUACUGUGAAACAGUGACGAUGAUUCUUAAGUCGUGCGUAGUGUUAUGCUGCGUGCUAGUUUGUGUGUUGGGAGAUGAAAAGUACACGGACAAAUAUGAUAACGUUAACUUGCAAGAGAUUUUAGAAAACAAGAGACUCUUAGAAGCUUAUGUCAACUGCGUCCUUGAUAAAGGAAAAUGCAGUCCUGAAGGCAAAGAAUUGAAGGAACACAUCCAGGACGCUUUGGAGACCGGCUGCGAAAAAUGUACCGAUAAACAAAUGGAAGGAACCACCACCAUGAUCGACCACUUGGUUAAACAUGAACGAGCUAUGUGGAAGGAGCUGACGGACAAGUUCGACCCCAAAGGAAUCUGGAGGAAGAAGUACGAGGACCGCGCGAGAGAAAAGGGCAUUGUCAUCCCAGAAGAUUAAAAUGAUAUUAACGAAGAAAAUCGUGUUACUUCGCAAAUGUGAUUUAUAUUAAAUUUUGUAUUCACUUCUA